This is a messenger RNA of Talaromyces amestolkiae, 2649 nucleotides long. RefSeq lists its product as uncharacterized. Gene Ontology annotation, molecular function: nuclease activity; RNA binding. Lineage: Eukaryota; Fungi; Ascomycota; Eurotiomycetes; Eurotiales; Trichocomaceae. Bases 1 to 2649 code for a protein of 882 amino acids. Gene Ontology annotation, cellular component: cytosol; nucleus; RISC complex. Gene Ontology annotation, biological process: regulatory ncRNA-mediated gene silencing; mRNA catabolic process. The record is from RefSeq and is a predicted model, not a curated record. The transcript is spliced from 2 exons.
AUGCCGUUCGAAGCUCGAGUCAAGCAAGUCCUCUCUGGAGACACACUUGUCUUGGGCCAUGUGACCAACAAAGGACAGGAGCGCACAUUGAGCUUGGCAUAUGUGUCUGCUCCCCGCCUGAGGAGAGAAGGAGACGAGCCAUUUGCUUUCCUCUCCCGUGAAUUCCUCCGUGAGCUCCUUGUUGGAAAGGUAGUGCAAUUCCAGGUCCUCUACUCGGUCCCCACUGGCCGUGAAUAUGGAGUCGUCAAACUCCCCGGCACCGAGGCCUCCCUCCCAGAACUAGCUGUCCAAGAAGGAUGGGCUCGCGUACGAGAAGAAGCCGGCAAGCGCGGCGACGAGUCCGAGGAAUCACUCACUCUGCUAGGCAACCUGAGAGCGUUGGAAGGUCAAGCCAGAGAUAGCAACAAAGGUGUUUGGGGCAGUGACCCCAGAGGAUCCCUCGAGACCGAAUAUGCGAUCGAAGACGUCAAAUCGUUGGUAGAGGAUAAUAAGGAUCGUCAAUUGGACGCUGUCGUGGAAAGGGUAUUUGGUGGUGACAGGUUGCUGAUUCGCCUCUUCCUCGAGCCUACCCGUCACCUCCAGACCAUCAUUGCUGUCGCUGGUAUUCGUGCUCCUUCCGCCCCUCGUGUAGCUGCAGAUGGUACCCAACAACSGGGCGAGCCUCUCGGCGCUGAAGCUCAGCAAUUUGUCGAAGCCAGACUCUUGCAACGCAAGGUCCGAAGUCAACUCCUCGGUGCAACGCCUCAGGGACAACUCAUCGGCACUGUGCUGCACCCUAACGGCAACAUUGCCAAGUUUCUUCUAGAGGCAGGKCUAGCUCGUUGCUUCGAUCAUCAUUCUACUUUACUGGGCGCCGAGAUGGCCACUUUCCGUCAAGCGGAGAAAACGGCCAAGGACAAGAAGCUUGGACUGUUCACUGGACAUGUAGCUACCAAGGGGCCUGCUGGUGGGGAUAGUGACUACAUUGUGGGGCGCGUGCUCAAUGCCGACACUAUCUUCUUGAGAAACAAAGCUGGCGCAGAAAAGAAAGUCAGCCUUAGCAGUAUCAGACAGCCCAAGCCUUCCGAUCCCGCCCAAGCUCCAUAUGCCGCCGAAGCCAAGGAAUAUCUCCGCAAAAAGGUCAUUGGAAAACACGUCAAGGUCACCAUUGACGGCAAAAAGCCAGCUAAUGAGGGUUACGAAGAGCGUGACGUUGCGACUGUUGUGUUGGGCAAUACCAACCUUGCUCUCUAUCUGGUUGAGGCUGGUUACGCCUCGGUUAUUCGUCACCGACAUGAUGACGAGGAUCGAUCAUCGCAAUACGAUGCUCUUCUCGCCGCAGAAGAAGCAGCCAAGAAUGAAGGAAAAGGAAUGUGGUCGACGAAGCCUCCUAAGGCUAAGCAAUACCAGGACUACUCCGAGAACCUCCAGAAAGCGAAGAUGGAAGUGUCAAUCUUGCAGAGACAAAAGAGGGUACCCGCUGUUGUCGACUUUGUCAAGUCAGCAUCCCGAUUUACGGUUCUUGUGCCACGUGAAAAUGCCAAGUUGACAUUUGUUCUUUCUGGAAUUCGAGCUCCCAAAUCCGCGCGUGGACCUGACGACGCAGCCGAGCCUUUUGGAAACGAGGCUCACGAGUUCGCUAAUAGGAGAGUUCUGCAACGAGAUGUAGAGAUUGACGUUGAGAAUAUCGACAAAAUUGGUGGUUUCAUUGGUGUUUUGUACGUCAACAGAGAGAAUUUUGCCAAGCUCCUGGUUGAGGAGGGUCUCGCUACCGUUCAUGCUUACUCUGCCGAACAAUCGGGUCAUGGUCCGGAGUUGUUCGCUGCCGAGAAGAAGGCAAAGGAGGCCCGAAAGGGUGUAUGGCACGACUGGGACCCCAGCAAGGACGUGGAAGAGGAGGAGGAAGUUGUAGCUGGUAACGGCGCGGCUGAGGGUAAUGGAGAAGGUGCCACUGAGCGUCGCAAGGAUUACCGCGAUGUCAUGGUCACCCACAUCGACCCAGCCACUGCAAAGUUGAAGUUGCAGCAGAUUGGAGGAGGUACAUCGGCUUUGACAGAGCUCAUGAACUCGUUCCGCUCUUUCCAUCUGACCAAGACCAACGAUACACCCCUUCCUGGUCCUCCCAAGGCCGGUGACUUUGUAGCUGCGCGUUUCUCGGAAGAUAACGAGUGGUACCGUGCCAAGAUUCGACGAAACGAUCGCGAGAAGAAGACUGCUGAGGUGCUGUACGUUGACUAUGGUAACUCCGAGGUUAUCCCAUGGUCUCGCUUGCGUCCACUUUCACAGCAAUUCUCCGUGCAGAAACUAAAAGCGCAGGCUGUUGAUGCCACAUUGUCUCUACUUCAAUUCCCCGUCUCAGCUGAGUAUCUUGCGGAUGCCGUGCAGUUCAUCGGCGAGCAGACCUUUGACCGCGAGCUCGUCGCCAACGUCGAUUAUGUAUCUCCCGAAGGCACACUUUUCGUCACUCUCCUGGACCCGCGACAAUCGCAGAAUCUGGAACAGAGCAUCAACGCGGAGGUCUUGCGUGAAGGUCUCGCCAUGGUGCCCCGCAAGCUCAAAGCGUGGGAGCGAGCAUCUGCUGAUGCAUUGGCUCAUUAUAAGAAGGUGGAGGAGGAAGCUAAGCAGAACCGACGUGGCAUGUGGGAGUAUGGCGAUCUGACGGAGGAUUAA